Messenger RNA from Spodoptera littoralis (African cotton leafworm), 2636 nucleotides. The record is from the annotation of a GenBank genome assembly. NCBI's taxonomy places the organism in Eukaryota, Metazoa, Arthropoda, Insecta, Lepidoptera, Noctuidae.
UCCUGUAGACAUCACAAGAUGGUGGAGAUUCAACCUCUAUUACAAGUGGAAUAGAAAAUGAAAUUAAAAAGCCUGGAGCAAUUGGAAAAACAAAAAGGAAUUCCAUUAAACGAAAAGCGCAGAAUUUCAGCCAUGAAUCUGAUGAUGCCGUCAUUGAGCCACUCUUACAGAAAGAUAAAGAAAAGCCCGAAACUACAAAGCCAAGUGCCAAAUUUAACCUUUUGUCAAAAACUAAGACUGACGAUUUGAGUGAAAAAGGAACCGAUAAGGACAAACUAAUAACGAAUGACAAACUGCAGAAGUCAGGUAUAUCGAAUACUUCUGAUAUCACUGACAAAAUAUUAUCUUCUUCUAAUUCGAAAGAAAACAAUAUACCUAAAAUAACAAGUGCCAAUGCUCCUUUACAUAAUCACAUGAAUACCAACGUAUUUGGUUCACCUGAUGGCUUAAAAGGAUUUGUUGCACCAAAAAGCCAAAUUUUAGUAGAGAUUGAUGGUUGUAAACAGGUCGGCUAUAAUCCAAGUCCAUUAAUAUUCACAACAGCGAAAAUACAUACUGAUGGAAAAACAAAACACAUGGAACCGGUUCAAGUAACUCCAGUACCAAUUCUGUCAACGAUUGAAGUGAGUGUCUUGAAAAGUGGAGGCACUGCAUCUGAAAACUCUGGUCAAGUAAGCUCCAAUAUCAGUACAGUAUAUGCGAUCCCUCAUAGUAGCAAAAAUAUAAUAGAACCAACCUACAAAGCCGUUAAUAAUAUACCAACGACACAAAAUAAAGCAGUUAUUGACAACAAGAUCUCUAGUAUAAUAAGCACUGAAUUAGAUAAGACCUCAAAAGUAUUAUCAUCUAGCAAAGAAGUAAAACCAACACCAUCUAAAGUAUCUCCUACCGGAAUACCAGAUAAUACGUCGGGGAAUAAAAGCUUUACUAAAGAAAAUAAAUCAGAGAAAGAUGAGAAACAUAUAAAACCACCUAUAUCACAGGUUGGUAAUUAUAGUGAUGUCAAAGCUAUAUCGGUUGCUACGACGAAAUCUGUCCCAACUAAUAAUUCUAUGAAAGAUAGUGGAGUGUUUGAUAAAACUAAAGAUAAGUUAGAAACACUUCGGCAAUCUGAACAUAAAAUUGAUUCGAUUAAGACUGCUAAACUAGAAAGCACCGACUCACAAAAAAACAAAGAACGUGAUGACAUUAAGACAAGUAAGGACAAAAUUAAAGAAACUUCAAAUACUUCCACUAGUAACAGGCAAUUGCAGCGCCAAAGUAUCAUAGACAAGGAAGAUAUGAUAUCGAAUAUAAAACCAGCUAACGAUUUCAAAAGCACAAUUAAAUCAGUUGAUACUCAAAAGAAUAAAUCAGCAGAUAGUCAAAAGUCCUCUAAAAUUGAAACCAGUGACAAAACUAAAUUGCCAAAGCUCAGUGCCAAUAGUAUUCCAGUUACUAAUGUACCAAAUAAUAACAACACUAAUACUAAUAUAGCACCUACUUUAUCCACAAAUGUAAAUAAAAAUGUUAGUGCCAAUAAAUCAUCAAUUCCUUCAUCUGUUGUAAAAUCACCUAAUCCAACAACUAAAAACUUGUCGGAAGGUAAAUCACCCGCUACAAUAACUACAACUUCAUCUGCUGGCAAAAUAUCUACUUCAGCAACUACCCCGUUAACUACCAAUAAAACGAUGAUAUCAACAAUGAGUUCGUCGGAUGCAACUGUAUCGACAAUCAAUAAAAAUAUGUUUACUCCUGUCUCUACAACCGCUCCUGUAAAAAAGACAUCUGUCCCCAGCACCACAGUUUCGUUGACCAAUAAAACAGUGCCUGCAUCGAUGACAGCAGCUUCUAAUAAAGUUACCGUUCCGUCAACUAUAAAGACAGACAAUAAAUCAGCUAUUGCAUCCACAGCUAUAACUAACGCUCCGAGUAACAAGACAUCUCAGUCAAUAACAUCUUCAGGAGCAAAUAAGGGAUAUAAUCCUAUAGUUACUACAUCAACGGUUAAAAUGACUUCAGGGCCUCAUACCACGACGACAGUCGACAAAACCACCACAUCGAAUUCAAUUUCAUCAGCCAAAUCUAUUACUUCGAACACUGCUUUAGCAAAACCGACUGCUACAAAUGCGUCUUCAGUUUCAAAAACUUUAAAUACUGAAAAAUCAUCUGUUACUGCUACUUCUGGAAACAUCAAACCAGAGGUAACGAAAGCAAGCUCCCUUGUUAAAUCACAAGAAACAAGUAUUCAAUCCAAACCUACGAGUUCAGUAACUACUACGAAACCAUCAAAAAAUUCAUCAUCUGUAACUCCUGUAACCACUUCUCAAAGGAUUGAUACAACUAAAUCACAGAAUACAAUAACGACAGCGAAACCGGUAUCAAGUAAAACAAUUCCACAGACCAUAGUAGAUAAAUCAACAGACGUCGCACCAAAGAGCUCGACAAGCAACGAAAAACCUUUAUCAGUAAAAAGUAGUGGCACAUCAACAACUUUAGCUACAACGAGUGGAGUGUCAAACGUUACAGUCACUGCUGCUGCAACUUCUUCUACCUUGGCUUCUUCUGGAUCAUCAUCGAAAACUACCGAAGGAAAUAAACAAAAUGAAUCAAAGUCGAAAGAAUUAAGUAAUGGUAGCAAAAGUUUAAAAGCUUAA